GCUACCAGGUGACAGGUGUCUUUAUGAAGAACUGGGACCCUCUGGAUGAACAAGGAGCUUGCUCCAUUGACAGGGACUGUGAAGAUGCUUACCGGGUUUGUCAGAAGCUCGAUAUACCUUUUCACCAGGUUUCCUACGUGAAGGAAUACUGGAAUGAAGUAUUCAGUGACCUCUUAAAAGAGUACGAAUUGGGAAGGACUCCUAAUCCUGAUAUUGUGUGUAACAAGCACAUCAAGUUCAACUACUUUCUUCAUUAUGCUAUGGAUAACCUUGGAGCAGAUGCAAUUGCUACUGGGCAUUAUGCUAGGACCUCACUAGAGGAUGAGGAGGUGUUUCAACAGAAACAUAUUAAAAGACCACAAAGGCUUUUCAGAAACCGUUUUGAAGUUAGAAAUACUGUGAAACUCCUUCAAGGGGCUGACCUCUUUAAGGACCAGACCUUCUUUCUGAGUCAGAUCUCGCAGGAUGCUUUGAGGAAAACCAUUUUCCCUUUAGGGGAUUUAACAAAAACUUUUGUAAAGAAGAUAGCAGCGGAACAUGGCCUUCAUCAUGUGCUAAAGAAAAAAGAGAGUAUGGGAGUCUGUUUCAUUGGUGAAAGAAACUUUGAAAAUUUCCUUCUUGAGUAUUUAGAACCUCAACCAGGUAACUUUGUUUCCAUUGAAGAUAAGAAGGUGAUGGGAACACACAAAGGUUGGUUCCUCUACACCAUAGGCCAGAGGGCUAGAUUAGCAGGCCUGAAGGAUGCUUGGUUCGUUGUAGACAAAGAUGUCAGCACUGGAGAUGUCUUUGUGGCACCAUCAACAGAUCACCCUGCUCUGUACAGAGACCUAUUGCGGACAAACCGAGUGCACUGGAUAGCAGAGGAGCCUCCUGCAGAGCUCGUUAGAGAUAAAAUGAUGGAAUGUCAUUUCAGGUUUCGGCACCAGAUGUCACUGGUGCCUUGUGUGCUGACUCUAAACCAAGAUGGAAGUGUGUGGGUGACGCUAGUGAAGCCAGCAAGAGCUAUCACACCUGGGCAGUUUGCUGUGUUCUACAAGGGUGAUGAGUGCUUGGGCAGCGGGAAGAUCCUGAGGAUGGGCCCAUCGGUGUAUACCCUGCAACAGGGCAAAAACCGAGAGGAAGGUCCGAAGAAGGAAGAGAUCGACAAGAUAGAACCAGCAACGUAACACGUGGGUUUGUUUGUUGAAGGACUUGGGAGAGUUUGCUGCCUGAGAAUAAUAAAACCAAU
Leptosomus discolor (cuckoo roller) is the source of this 1228-nucleotide messenger RNA. NCBI's taxonomy places the organism in Eukaryota, Metazoa, Chordata, Aves, Leptosomiformes, Leptosomidae. The record is from RefSeq and is a predicted model, not a curated record.